Messenger RNA from Suillus plorans, 450 nucleotides. RefSeq lists its product as uncharacterized. NCBI's taxonomy places the organism in Eukaryota, Fungi, Basidiomycota, Agaricomycetes, Boletales, Suillaceae. The coding region runs from base 1 to 450 and encodes 149 amino acids. The transcript has a single exon. The record is from RefSeq and is a predicted model, not a curated record.
AUGACAGCGAGCGCAGAAUCGUACUUCAGUUCGGACAGCCUGAAAGAAGCUGAACAGGUGCCUCCUGACGCACCUGAACAAACGCCUGACUAUCUCGCAAUGUUGACGCAUCCCAAUACUCCUCCCCAUCGAUUGAACCUCAAGAUCGGCGCCGUAUGCGCUAUUCAACGGAAUCUAUCAGUCGAGAAAGGAUUGGUAGUACGGAACGCGCGUGUCUGCAUCGCCGGUCUUCGUCGCCAGUUCAUAGAAGUGCAGAUUCCCGAGACGGAGGAAAGACACUGUCUCCCUCGGAUUUCUUUCACGUUCAAUCCGCCGGGUUCGAGCUGGACGGUCAAUCGAAAGCAGUUUCCAUUGCGUGCGGCUUACCCUACGACGUUCAACGGAAGCCAAGGGCUAACCUCACAGAAGGCGGUUCUCGACUUGCGCACCGAUUCCUUCGCACACGGAUAA